This is a messenger RNA of Manihot esculenta (cassava), 3744 nucleotides long. RefSeq lists its product as uncharacterized. Bases 1405 to 3546 code for a protein of 713 amino acids. Lineage: Eukaryota; Viridiplantae; Streptophyta; Magnoliopsida; Malpighiales; Euphorbiaceae. The record is from RefSeq and is a predicted model, not a curated record. The transcript is spliced from 4 exons.
AAUAGCCUGACACGUGUCAACUUUUUAGCGAAAAACCGGCGAUCCCCAUGGUGGCAAUUUCGUAAUUCCAUCCAUGCCACAACCCAUUUCAUAUUCGAAGCUCGGCUCUCUUCCUCUUCUUCUUCAGACUCAGUACUUUCCUUGCUGUGAGAUAGAUAGCGAAAAGUCACUCUGAGACCUAAACCGAAACUCUACAGACGACGUUGCUUAAUACACUUCUGUCUCCACUGGACCUGGUUUCGCCGGAAAUUCAACUCCUCAAACCUCAAUUUAGGUGGAUAUCUGGGAUCAAUUGCGAAAUGGGUGUUGAUACAAAGCUGUACAGGAAUGGAGUGGAAGGAGAGUUUAUUAUCGAACAAAAUCAAAUUGAAGUGAGAUGGUGAGUUGGGUAGGAGGAGGAGGAAUCUCAGAAUUAACAUAAUCCAAUAACUGGAAUUGUCAUUGUUCUUAUCCAAUUGCGAACAGAAGACGAUUCGAUGGUCUCGUGCACUGAAGCUCUCUAGUUGUGUUGAUUUGUUUUGUUUUCUUCUCGCUUUUACCAAAAAAGAGGUGUUGGGGUUUUGUGCAACUGGAAUUUACAGGUUACCGGUACAUUUUCUGUUGAAAAAAGCCACGAGUAAUCUUAUUUUAGGGCCAAGUCGAGGUUUGUCAGCUACUGUAACGGCCAUGGAUGGAUGUUAUGGUACUGUUUAGUAUUCCUUGUCUGCUUGGCUGCAGAAAGCAUCAAACUUUCUGAUUGCUGCAAGAUUUUUUCCUUUUGACCUAAAGCAAUUACCUUUGCAUCGUGGAAGAUUUUAAUAAGUCUUCAAUUGGAAAAUUUAGGGCUUCUUUUAGGUUUGAUGUAGAUGAUGAAGUGUUGAGGUAGGUAGAGGGGGUGGCCAUAAAUCUGGCCUACUUGGAUCUGGCACACUAACAUGACCAGAGCUGAAUUUUCUUUUCUUCUUGGUCGACAAACAUAAAAAACGAAUAGACAGCCUCAGGUGAAGACCCAAAAACAGAGAACGAAGGAAAGGUCAGAUAUUUACUGUCCUUGGAGCCAAGAUCACCUCUGAUUUCUGUCUAUCUCAUUUCUUGGUUUUUUACUCUUGGAUUGGUUGAUUUUGACUCUUUGAUUCCUUGACCUCAAAAGUGCGCAAAAGAAUUAGAUUACUACAUGUAUUGAUUGUUAAGCACCAGUUAGCUGCCAUUUUGGCUCUACAAUUUAUUGCUGGGUUAAUUUGCUCGUCUUUAACCGGAUAAAACCUUAUUAUUUAAUUUAUGAGUACCUAAUUGAAAGCUUUACUUGAUCGCAAUUUCUUAUUUCUGUGCAACCUGUCCUCGAUGUAUGGGAGCUACAAGGACCUGCUAUUUUCUCUUAAACUUUGAUUGAUUGUUGUAGUUUUGAGAAUAAUCAGGAAGCCAAAGAUGCAUGCUAGGCACCGAAGUCCUGGAAAUGGGUACAGGUCUAGUUCGAUGGGGAUGGGUGCCUCGAGGAUAUCCCCAGAUACCUCAGCCAGAGGCUAUGGCUUUUACAAUUCUGAAUACAGAAGCUUCAAUAAUCGGGGCUUUGGCCGUGGCCAGGUUCAGCCCAAAUCUUUUCAACAGCCACCUCAGCCACCAACACGCAAAGGAGAUAUUUUGAUGGAAGCGGGUAGACUUGCAGCUGAAUAUUUAGUGUCCAAGGGAUUGUUACCUGAGAAUGCACUUUCUGGUAAGUGGCAGAAUGGUAGUUUAAGGAAGCAAGCUGGAGACUAUCAGGAUUUUAGGGUACAAGAGGACUUUGCACAGGAGGGCCGAACAUCUGCCCGUUUCCGCCUAGGAAGUGUUGUUUCUGAUGCUGGAACAGGUAGGAGAAGGCAUUCUGAUGACUUCAAUUCGAGAAAUCAUGUAAAAGGUAGGAGGAGAGGAGAGAAUUAUCAUCGGAAUUAUAGCUCGGAUUGGGGCAGAGAAUAUGGGAGGAGCGGGUGGUGGUCAGAUCGAAAUCAGAUGUCACUUGAUACGGAGGGGGAUGAUGAUUCAAUUUCUGAACAUUAUGAAGAGCAUCAAGUUGGUGAAGAUGUUGAUGGGAAGUUUGGUCAGUGUGGGUCAGCACCAGAAAGUGAGGAAGCAACUGAAAUUGAAUCAGGAGAAGAGUUCAAAGAUGACAUGGGUUCCAAGGAAAAUUCUUUUAUCAUUGAGAAAGAUGAGACUGAUGCGGAACCUUCCAAGGCGUCUGUUGAUUUGGCAAAAUUGAAUUCUGGGAAGGAGAUGGAUUACAAUCAUAGGCAUGAAACUGAGAAACUAAUUAUUUCUGAGGACUCACAUAUCCAGUCCUUUGCAGUGGAUGGUGAUCUCUCUAGCAAGCAUGGAUCUGAUUUACUAACAUUCUGCAAAUUUGUGAAGGUCCCUACUAAAACACGGUCUUCAUUGACGUACAGGGUCCCCAAGGUUGAACAAGUUCCUAACAAGGAAGAGGAAAAUCCAUCUGAUGUUGAGCCUCCCAAAGGAUCUGAAGUCUCAGUUCCAGAUGGCACUCUUGAUUUCUCAAUGGGUGAUUCACUGCCAAAUACAACUAACGAUGCAAAAUGUGAUGUUGAAAUGUCUAAAGUAGUAGUGCCUGUACAUUCUGAUGGGGAUAUUGGAGAAAUAGGCCCCCCAUUUGUUUCUGGCAAGGGUAAAUGCAUGAGGUCUCAAUCCUUUCCAGCUAGGGCUUUUAUGUGUGACAGCAAGCAAGAAUUAAGUCAGGGGAUGGCGAGCUUUGGAAGGUCCAUGUCAGUUAAGGAGAGAGGUGAGAAACGAACUGCUGAAGAUUCUGAUAUGAAUGAGGCAACCAAGAAGCCUAGAGAAUGUUUUCCAUCAUUGGUUAGUACAGCCAAUGACCAGCUUCAUCUCUCUAAUUUUAGUCAAGACCAAGAUAGCUCACAAGCGGGGAAGCCUUCACCUGAUCAUCCAGUAAGUAUUGCUGUCACUCGAGACCGCUCGUUUCAUAGUCAUCAAUUUCAAAACGCAGGUAGUGAACCAAGUUUCGGGUACACACAAGAGAAACAACUUUUUCCGAGUUCGUUUAAGAUCUGUGACCUCAAUUUAAUGGAGGCUGCUGAUAUGAAUGAUUAUCAUUGUAAUGAUCCAAUCCUCGUGUACCCGUCUAUUCCAGCAAGCAAAAAGGAAGCAGCACAGGUUGACAUUGAUUUGUCAAUAAGCAAUGCAAAUAAUGGCAAACAUAUUGAAGUCAUUGAUUUGGAGAAUGAUUCCAACUCAGGAGAUAAGGCUUUUGAUAAUUCACAGCAAGAGGAAACAACAUUUACUGGCACAGAGGUGCUUCCCAAUAAUGCACAGAACGCUGGAGAUAUAACCGAGGUUCCAGAUGGCUAUGAUGGUCUUAUGAUUUCGGAGUUCCUUACCACUUUUUCAAACUGUCCUUCUGCAGCAGAGGACAUCAACCCACUGCAGAAUGAGAUGAGUCUUCAUAAUGGAGAGGGGACUCUUGGUGAUGAUGACUCGAUUUACAUGUCUCUGGGAGAAAUACCAUUAAGCUUCAUACCAGCCUGGGAGCAGCCAACACCACAGGGGUACGGGAAGCCCUUUUAAUCUGCAAGGGAAUGCUAGUUGGUAUGCUUACUGUUGGUAUUGACUAGCUUAAUCCAAAUUCAACCCUGCUUUGUUUUUUAUUUUGAAGUUGCUCGUAAAUGGUGCAAGCAACCGUCUCUUAUAGCAAUUUUAGUAAUGGUGUAUGCUUUCCCACUCAUUUAACAUAUUAGUGAAGUUGUUUACCAUAUUGAUUAGAAA